Molecule: messenger RNA, 1466 nt
Organism: Pipistrellus kuhlii (Kuhl's pipistrelle)
Lineage: Eukaryota; Metazoa; Chordata; Mammalia; Chiroptera; Vespertilionidae
Gene: VSIG2
Product: V-set and immunoglobulin domain containing 2
Exons: 6
Coding region: 84-1466 (460 amino acids)
Source: RefSeq, a predicted model, not a curated record
GGCGCGCAGGUUGCCCCGCGGGCACCGCCUUCCCUCCUGCACCCGGGACACCGGACCCAGGACGACGGCAGGCAGGACUCGCCAUGGCCCUGCUCCCGGGGCCCCUGCUGUGCGGGGCGCUGCUGGGCUGGGUCUGCCUGGCGGCCCCAGGGCGCGCGGUGGAGGUGCAGGUGCCCGCGGAGCCCCUGAGCGCCCCGAAGGGCAGGACGGCCGAGUUGACCUGCACCUACAGCACCUCCGUGACCGACAGCUUCGCCCUGGAGUGGAGCUUCGUGCAGCCCGGGAAGCCCCUCUCUGCGUCCAUGCCUAUCCUGUACUUCACCGGCGGGCAGCUGUACCCCACCGGGUCUAAGGCGAAGCGGGCCAGCCUGCUUCAGAACCCCCCCACGAGGGGCGUGGCCACCCUGAAACUGGCCGACGUCCACCCCUCAGACACCGGGACCUACCUCUGCCAAGUCAACAACCCACCCGAUUUCCACACCAACGGCCUGGGGCUGGUCAACCUCACGGUGCUGGCGGCCCCCAGCGACCCCCGGUGCAGCCAGACUGGUGACAUGUCUGUGGGGGGCUCUGCUGCCCUGAGCUGCAGUUCCUCCGAAGGAUUGCCCAGGCCCGUGUACAACUGGGCCCGCCUUGGAUCUCUCCCGACGCCUCCUCCUGGCAGCAUGGUGCAAGAUGAGGUGUCCGGCCAGCUCGUGCUCACCAACCUCUCCCGGGCCUCCUCGGGCACCUACCGCUGUGUGGCCUCCAACCAGAUGGGCAGUGCCUCCUGCGAACUGACCUUGUCUGUGACCGAGAGGACGCCACUGCUCCUGGGAUUUCUGAGCAAACCUCUGGGAUGGCUGACCCUAGCAGCGGGCUCCUGGAGAAGGCCUCCUCCUCCAUCUCUGCGAAGACCAACAAGUCCAAGCUCCCUGUGGUUGUCUGAGGUCCCUACCCAUCCAUGGGGGGAACUGAUGGGGGAAAUACCGACAAUUAAAGCCUCUGGCUACCAUCUUGUCUCCCUCUUCCUUCCUCGGUGUAGCAAGUCCCCUAGGCAGCCCCGGAGUGUUACCAGUCAGCGAAGGAGUGGGCUCCCAGUCCCGGAUGUGAGGCUGUCCGAGGGAGGGGGAGGCUUUCCCCCAGGCUCCUCACCCUUUCCCACCCCCCUCCCACCUCCACUUUUUGGUUGGGCCAAAGGAGACUCAAGUUCAAGUUGUGAGCAGCGGCUGUGUAUGCACCCAGACACCUCCCCUCUGACACCCUUGGACAUUCCUGUUUAUUGUUCACAUAUUCACAUUCCAACCCAGCACAGUCACAUGCAUACUCGUAGAUUCAAAACAAAACAAAACACAAAACACACAAAAACCUUCCGGCCACAGCCCCAGGAGCCCGUCAGGGGCGGAGCCAGCAGGGCAGGGGCCGGGCCACCGCAGGCUCCUCCCACUGAGCCACCCCGCGCUCAGCGUCGCCGGCAAAACACCUAG